Molecule: messenger RNA, 1272 nt
Organism: Vicia villosa (hairy vetch)
Lineage: Eukaryota; Viridiplantae; Streptophyta; Magnoliopsida; Fabales; Fabaceae
Exons: 1
Coding region: 1-1272 (423 amino acids)
Source: RefSeq, a predicted model, not a curated record
AUGGCCCAAAAUUGUCUGAAUACUGGACUUCGAAGGCCAAACUAUACAUCCUCUUUAUCUGAUUAUGUUUUACAAACUGAAUUACCCAGGGGUCGCAAGGUCCCUAAAUUUACCAAGUUUUCAGGUGAUACUAGUGAAUCUACCACAGAACACAUAGCCAGGUAUAUGACGAAGGCUGGAGAUUUGGCGAACAAUGAAGAUCUGAGGAUGAAAUAUUUCCCCAGUUCUCUAACCAAGAACGCUUUCACAUGGUUCAUAACACUACCACCAAACUCCAUAGACACUUGGUCCCAGUUAGUAAGAUUGUUCCAUGAACAAUUCUAUAUGGGUCAAACCAAGAUAAGCCUCAAAGAGUUGGCCAGUAUUAAGAGGAAGUUCACUGAGCCUAUAGACGAUUAUCUGAACAGGUUCCGUUUGCUAAAAGCUAGAUGUUUUACAGUGGUACCUGAACAUGAAUUAGUCGAAAUGGUCGUUGGGGGUCUAGAUUACUCCAUCAGGAAUAAAUUGGACACUCAAUAUCUGCGAGAUAUGGUCCAGUUGGCUGAUAGAGUUUGCCAGAUCGAAAGAUUAAAGGCUGAAAAGGCUAGAGAAAAUAAAAGUUAUAAGAAAGAAAGGGUUACCUACGUCGAAGUAGACGAAGGAGAACCAGAAAUCUUCGAGGACCAGUAUGGUUUCGAAGACUGCGAAGUAGAUCUAGCCGAAUUAAAAGAAGUAGGCCCCUAUACUUGCAAGAUGAUCACACCAUCCAACGGGAAAAACCCCGUCGAGGUAGAAAAGAUUGAUAAGUUUCCUAAGAAAACAUACACAUUCGAUGUAACUAAAUAUGAUGAAUUAUUUUAUUUGCUUGUGAAAGAUGGCCAAAUGGUUUUUCCUCCUAACAUUAAGAUUCCUCCGUUAGAGCAACGGAAGAAGAGAGGCUACUGUAAAUACCAUAAUUUUUUGGGCCACAAAACCUCACAAUGUUUCCUUUUCAGGGAUCUUAUCCAGAAUGCGAUCAAGGAAGGGCGUCUGAAGUUUGCAGACAUAGGAAAAAGUCAGAUGAAUAUAGAUGCUAACCCCCUCAAUAUUGAUGACACAAAUUACUAUGAGCCUGUCGAAAUCAACAUGGUGGGCAUGGUCGAAGUUGAAGCAAGAGGGAUCAUAGGAGAUGAAGAAGAUGUCCAAGAAGGAGAACAGGUUACUGAUGAACUGAAGGGGGAUUUCACAUCUGAAGCUUCAGUCGAACCAAAGACUAUUGAAGCUCUUGUUAGAGAAAUAAACUAUGGCUACUGA